CCUCUAUUUCCAUCUGGACUACUGUCCCAAAUCCUGCUGCCUGGGGCUGGUCAGGAGCUCACAGAAUUCGCUGUGGAGGAUUUUACUUUGGACGGUUGUCAACAGACGGAGCCUGGAGCUGCCAGGGAGUGGUUGUGUAAGGUGACCGGUCAGGAUCAGACAGGAAGGGCCUUUUGUGGUGUCCAAAAACCAUUUGAGGAGUUUAAUGAACAGGYCUCAGAUAAUGGAUUACAAACCUGGAAGGAAAACAGAAACCUGGAGUAUUUCUGCAAAGACAAACUAAAAUACACAAUGCAUUUGGAGCAACUUCUGAGGCCCGGAACUCCGUCUGCUGCAGAUCCACCAGCAGGCACAGAGGAUCAUUUWGAGGUCUAUAUUUACAUGAAUGACUAAACAACUGAAGAGAGCGUUUCUUGUCAGCGAGCCCACAUCAUGAACUCAGUCGAAAAGCGCCGAUCGAGCCGAAGGAGCAGAGGGCAUCGGAAGCACAGCAGUGGAGGGUCCUUCCUGGAUGAAACUGACCGUGAGGUCAGUAGCCUGACAGACAGGGCCUUCAGGAGUCUCUGCAUCGGAGACGAGGCCGUUUAUAAUGACUCCGAUCUCAGUUUGUCUUCACCAAGCACCCAGAGAGACAGACAGCUGGCCUUUAGCCAGGACAGAGGCAUCGUGGAGAGAGACAGAGAGGAACAAAAGAGAGCAGAACAGGAAAACUGCAGCCUCAGAGUCCAGCAGUAUGGACAGGAUUGGAUCGUUGGCGGAAUGAGUGGAGGAGACACCCACCGAGAUCCUCAGUGGGAAGUUUAUGGGGAAAGGACACAAGGGAUGGUUUCUGCCACAUUCCAGCACUCCUUUGUGGAAACCUCUCAACAUGAGAAGUCUCUAAGGGAGCGGGAGCUUUCUCUCUACAGCAACGGAGCUUCGGAGCUAAGUUCUCAGCAGCGCAGAAGCCGCUCCCGGGUUUCUUCUCUCGUCAAAGCCUUUAACGCAGAUGGACACAGGGACGGGGCAGGGAUAGACGAGAAGCUCUGCGAGUGGAGCGACGGGACAAGUUGGGACAGAUCAGCUCUCAUGAGUUUCCAGAGGGAACUUUCUGAAUUCUCUACGUCGUACCAGCAAAGUUUCGACAGCGACCGAUUCCCUUCGGCGAGCCCGUUUUCACCUCAAAACACAAACUUCUACUCUUCUCAAGUGGCAAUGGCUCAAAUGUCUCACAAAUCUGCAUCUGCGUACGUUCAACACAGCAUGGCUGCACAGGUCAACUCUAACUUCUUUAUGCACAGCGAGUUCAGUCCCUUCAGGUUAUGGAGGGAUUACAACCGGUUCCCCUUCCAGCAAGGAGAACUCUCCGGUUUUAUGCACUGUUCGGAGUUUCCCAAAUGGUACCAGACACCAAUGUACAAUGAGCUUUCUUAUAGGGAUCCGAGACACCAAAGAAAUACUCUGGCACCUACGGCUCCCCCGACUCGCUCCAUCUCCACGUCUACGGUGCUGCAGAAGUCGUCAGCUGUGGAGAAACGCUGCGAGUCAGAGCUGGCGUAUCAUUAUCCUCACAGGAAGGGGACACAGAAUCUGGGAACUAACAAACUUCCACCGCAGCGCCCUUCAACUGCGUCGCCAACCACCGAGAUGUCCCGACGGGUCAGAGACACCAUCAGCUCCGUCAAGACGCUCCAGCAAAAAGUUAAAAUGGUAUCAGAGCAGAACGUCACAACAGAUGAGACGGUUUAUCRGCAAGGAGGGCCGUAUGGGAGGGAGCAUUUGGACAACCCUGUCAACAGGGCCGUGACAGUGGAGCCAAAUGUUUUUAACAGUAACACAAGAAGUUCCUUUGGCACUAGCCAGCUGCUCACACCUUUAGUCAACGCACACCAGGAAGCAGAGACGUCAGAUUUCCACCACUAUGACGUUUCUCCUCAACCGGUGGAGCAUCCUCCAGUGCGAGCUGAAAGCAGGGGAGYCAYACCGGAUGUCAGGAUGUCCAGUUACAAAUCUCGGGCCACAAGCCUCCUCUUUAACCUGAAGGACAACAGGAAGAGAGUAAAAAGCACCUACAGUCCGACCAAAUUUAAAGCUUUGGAUGCGCUGGAGAGAAACAAACAGGAGCCACAUGAAACAGUGAUCGACAUCCCUGCUUUUUCAGAUCCAGAUAUUCAACCACAACAGUUACAAGAACCCAGAUGGACAAACGCUGCAGUAAACCAGUACCACAAUCCUGGACUUAAAGCUCAGAUUUGUCAACCUGAAAGAGCAAACACAAGCCAAAACCCUGAAAACACUUCAUUUCAGACACAAGGUCAAGUUCAUCCCACUGGAUUCAGUAGCUUCAUACCAGAAAAUUACACAAACUAUCAGCUGGCUAAUGGGCAGAAUCCUUAUGAAAAUGUAGCAUCAUUUACUCCCUAUAAGCGUGAUUAUUUUGGAUCCAUGGAGCAACUUCAACAUCCUUAUUCAGCUGUUGACACAGCAAGGUUAAACAMCGACAACAAUCAAAGCAGAGAGUAUUUAAUAAGGAAGGCAACUACUGAGCAGGCUUUUAAUGAAACAGUGGGAGGAGUAUCCUCAAAGGUGACUAGAUACGAGCAGCUCAUAGAAAACAAACAGAAUUACAAAAAUGCAUCCUCGCUGGAAAAAUGGAGACAGACAAACAGCUAUGACACAGAGAAUGUCAAUCUGAGAACAGAUGUCUCUUCUUCAAAACAAGACAUGGCUCCGUUAACGGAACGCCCAAGAGUGGAAAAUCAGUCAAGUAGAAAUAAAGUAGAUUGGAGGGAAAGUUUGGUUCUUGGUACAUCUUCUCUUCAAAAGGCUAAUUUGGUCAGUGUUGAUGUUUCCAACCAGUUGGAGUUAGAACAGGAACAAAAGACAAAGGAAAUCAAAGAUGGCAUUUUAGCACAAAAAAACAACAGAUAUACAGWGCAAGAUGGUAAAAGCCAAAAUAAUCUUUACUCUGCAAUAGAAAAUCCUACAACCACGAAAAAUACGAGUCAGAUUAAUCAGUUUCUGCCCAUUCUAAAGGAGCAGGAAAAGCAACAACAACGAACUGAAGUUAAGCCCCAGUUUGAAAUUCAUCAGAAUUCUAAUCCCUCCCUCACACAUCAGAUAAAAGAAAGAAAGGCCACUGAAUCAAAGAGUGAAMAGACCACAGCAGAAAAUACACGGGACUCCAAAGCAGAGGAGACAAAAUCUGAGYCAAAGACUCAGGUGCAUCUCUUAAAAACAGAUUCAGCUGAGUUCAUUUCUACUCAGAAGAUUGGUUCGGAAAAUAUCCGAACAGAAGAGUUCAAAUUAGAACCAGAAAAGCUGGAGAGUCUAAAUGAAGGCAAAAAGGAACGGAUCAAAGAGGAAGAGAGGGAAAGAGAACAGAAAGAACAUUUCACAGAGAAAGAACCAGGGCGGGAUGGAGAGAAAAAGACMAAAUCUGCACAAACCAGAGGUCAGCAGUCAACAGAUGAGCCAAAACAUGUUCCAGAGAAAGCUAAGUACGAGCACAUGACCGAGGAGCAGGUCAAAGCAGAACAAGCUGAGUCGGAGAAGCUAAAAGAAGAACGCAUAAAAACCAAAYUGGCUACGACUGAGGAGGCUGGGACGGGUGGGAUAAAGCAAGCCGAAGUCAAAACGCCUGCAAGGAAAAUAAUGAAUCCAGAGCAAGUUAAGGAGGAACAGUUGCUCAAAAAACAAGCAGACGGAGAACAGAUGCAGGCAGAGCAAGUCAAGACRGAAAACGUUCAUCCAGAAAAGGUUAAGGUUGAAAAAGCAGAGCAAUCACAGCAAGUAAGGGAGCUGCAAACCAAAGCAAAAUACAUAAAGAUAAUAGAAGAUGAAAAGAUAGAAAUCAAAUCGGAGGGUGUCAGAGAAGUUGAGAAAAAGAAAGAUUUAAGUCAAGUAACUGCAGAGAAACCAACAAUACCCACAUGUCCGAGCAAAGACACAAAUCCUGCAGAGAGAAAAACAGAGCAGGCGACGCUGAAGGAGAACAAACUGGAUCGAUGCAGAGCAGAGCUGUCCACCACAGAAAACUUGUUGGAGAGGUCCGAUCAUCUGACAGCUAAACUAACAGCGGCGCAACAUGCCCGGAGAGAACCAGAUAAAGUCGAGCAAGUUAAGACGGAGUUAGCUAAAGCCAAGGCAGAGCUAGCCAGAAUAAAGGAGAAAAUGAGAGGGGAACAAAAAGAGAAAGUCAAAACCAAUCCUAUCGAGAAGGAGGACGGUGCGUCAAAGAAYAAUAGCAUUUUGAGCAUAAACGUGGAUAAAAGCAAAGAUGAUAAAAAGCAGGACCAGUCACUUGAAAUUCAAACUCACAGCGUGGCUGAUGAUUAUGAACGACUCAGGGAGAAAUAUGGUUUUAUAAACGUAAUAGAAACAAACAAAAUGCCAGCAGGAAAUACUACUUCAGCUGAUGCCAAUAAAAUAGAUAACACACCUCCUGAUGAAGCUGGGACAAAAAAUAAUGCAAAAAUAAAUAGUCUUGCAUGCUUGUUUAUUGCACCUGAAAAUAAAACGGAAGUUAGUAAUGUAACAGAAACUCAGUCUGUCCACACUGAAUCAUCUAAACAGUUCAAAUUAUCUGAUGCUAAUUAUCCUAAUAAUUCAUGCAAUGAAACAAAUGGAGACACUUCUGACAAAUUAAAAUGCGAUAGUGGUGAAAAGUUGGAAAAGUCAGACUCGGUUAUCUCACAGCAAAGASAUUCUGAUUUGGAUAAAUUGCUCCCCCUUCAAAGAAAACCUGAGUCCAGUGAGCAUAGUGCAGAACUGGGUAAAGAUCUGUCCAUUACCCCUCCAAGAUCUUUGUCACAAAAAGAACGGGCUCAGACCAAACAGGAAAUACUAACUUCCAAAAUAAAAGCUCAUGCUGAAAAAGAGAUUUCAGCAAUUAAAGAAAAGGGAUUUGCUUUACGAGAUGGAUUCAUAGGCAAAAAUCCAUCCAAGCAUUUAGCAAGUGGUCAGGGUGUCAACGUUCGGCAGAGGCCAUCGUCACUGGAAGYGCCCAAGAAUCAGGAAAACACAGUUUCAAACAACGUUUCACCGAAGCUUCAAAUAGAGCCUUCGGGAAUCCAAACAAGGCCAGCCAAGUUUGCUCCACCCCAGAGCGGUGCGGCAACAACAGGAAAGCCUGCAGCAACCACUACUCAGUUAGAGAACUUAGAAAAGGCUGCAAACCAGACAGCAAACAGAACCAUGAGCCUAACCGAGGGCAAAAAACAGAACGAAGAUGGAAUCAAGUCAUCGGUGCAAAGUAAAGAACAGGCACCAGAAAACAAAGAAGGAAAUCACGCAGACUAUAGAAAACAAAAAGACGAAGUUCAACAAAAUGUCAAAGAGGACAUUUUCAACAAAAAGAAGGAAGUCCGAACACAGGAUGCAGGUGUUGAAGUAAAUGUUAAACCUGUGACCACAGAGGAGGGMAAACAUGAGGAAACAGCUAACAUGGACUUAGUGCCACAGAGUGUAACUGAUUCUAAAGAAGUGACUCUAACUGAUGACAACCUGCAGAUUAUGGGUAUAGUGGUGACUGUGCGAGAAAGAAAGCCAUCAGAAAGCAUUUCUCAGCCUGACAUUACUGCAAAAAAUGCGGAAACAGAACAAGAGUGCAACAAAUCAGCUGUAGAAAAAGGCCAUCCAAGUCAAGGACAAGACGAAAACAAAACUUUAAAGGAGGCUAAUAUAGUAAAGGAGAUAAAGAAAACUCCAUUGGUGGUAAAAGAUAACCAAGCUAAAGUUGUUCAAAAUAAUCAUCCUGAAAAUAUGCAACAAGCUUUAUCGUUGGAGACAAAACAGAAACACAUGACAGGAAAUGUCACAGAAAAAAGAACAAAUCUCCAGCAGGACACUUCUAAAGUGGACUCAGAACUCCAAGGUGAAACUCAGCAACAAGGUGUUACUGCUCCUGCUAAGGAUAAAAUGUUGACUGAAACUACACAGCAAAACACAACAGCAGAUAAACCAAAGGACAUCACAAUUAAAACAGCAAAAGAAAAUUUGGCAAAAAGCUCAGCAGAGGUGAAGAAAGACAAUGAGAGUAAUGAAGAACAAAUGCAAACAGCCCAUGUCAAUGAUAACCUUACAAUAAAUGUGGUCAAAUCUAUAAUAAACAGCAGCAAAGAUGACCGUUUGAUAAAACAGCUGUCAGUGAAAGAUACGACGAGUUUUCAUCCAAGCAGUGACAUAGAUGGGCAAAGUGCACUUAUGCAUAAAGAGACAAAAGAAUUUGACAAAGUGAGUCCUAAUAAUGAAUCACCGCAGCUCAAUAACAAACAGAGCAAAGAAGAUAUUACAGAUGUUAAUGUGCAUAUCGACAGGAUUGCCAUCAGAGUUGUGCCGGCAGAGACUAAAACCGACAAUGAAGGAAAAGCGGAACAAAGCGACAACAAAACUUUCCAUUCAGAUAUAAAGCAUCAACAAGUUGUAUCGUCAAGUUGGGACGAAAAAGCAAACACGUCAAACAACGAACCCUUUUCCAAAGGCUUCACUUUGGCAAGAAGUGAGCAGAAGAAGGAAAAAAGUCUGGAAGAUAAAUUAGCGGUUCAAAAUGUGUUGUCCAGUGUACGAAAACUGUCUGACUCACUGAAAGCAAGUAAACAAAGCGCAAACUCAAGCAGUGAGAGCUGUAAAGCUGGAAAUAAGAGAAAUGAAUCUAAAAUACAACUAGUGGAAGAAGACUACUUUCAAAUACAAGGAGUGACAGAAACAAGCAGUGAGGCUCYCAGCAAUAUAACAACUGCUGAGGAGAAAUCAAAGGAACAGGAACUUCCAGGAUUAUUACCAAAUACCACUGCUAUCAGCAGUGAAYCUUGCAAGGAAAUAAAAAGUGAAGUUUUUGUUUUCAGUCUGGAUCAAAGGGACAAAAAGGCAAGUUCAGAAAACAUUCAAAAYGAGAAUAUCAAAAAGGAACAUAUGGAAGUCAAAGAUACAUUGUCUUCAAACCAGACUGAUGGUUCCAUGGAGAGAUGGAGUAAAACAGAAAAAGGCGAGGCAGGCCAGUUGGAUCCCAUCAGUAAACGCAAAGAGGAACAGCUUCAUUUGUCAACAAUGGAAAGACGGAGUUCAAGAGAGUCACAGCCAACAAAGACAAACCCGGCUCCAGAAAAAUCAGAAGUUAAACAAAAACCAAGAGGAAGGACUUCCACGAUCCCUGAGAUAUCAGCACUUGCAGAUUACGCCAGAUUGAAGGUAAUUGUUUCAGAGGACAAAGAUGAGACCACAGUUCAUGAGUUGCCCCCCAACAAAAAGGAAGGAUUCUUCCCACUAAUACACACGCGUCACAGCAGACCCCCCGUGUUCACUGAUGACCCUCAAAACCGCUCUGUGAAAGAGAAAAAGUUGCCGAAAAAGAUGGAGACGAGUGUGAAAGUGAAUAAAGAGCCCAAAACAACUGGGUUUCCUAAAAUGGAGAAGGAGCACCAAAGAACUGGGAUGUUCAAACUGGGAGACAAAGAAAAACAAGAGAAAACGAGUUCAGAUGCUGAAGUGAAUGCUGGUCUAUUCAAAAAUAAAGAUAAAGAUUUGAAAGAGACAAAGAAAACAACUCAGACAGAACAAAUGGGUCAAGAAAAACUUGAUGCAAGUACAAGUCAGCCAAAGAAUCAAGUAAUGGCCCCGUAUUUUGUAGCCACCAGUGCGGACAACAACUCUGAAGUACUGCCAUAUUUACAUCCAACUUUUGGGCAAAUGCACCACAAGACAGAACACUCAAUUGAUUCAAAGAAAAAUGCAAGUUCUGAAAUACAGCAAGAUAAAGACACAAGAGCUAAGGUUGAGGAUGGGAGGACAAGUGGAAUAAAACAAGAAACGAUUACAACCCAGAAUAAAGAAACCAAGAGAAAACAGCAGGAUCAACAACAACAAUCUAAAGAAGAAGGGGUGUCCAGGAAUGUAAAAGAACAAAAUAAAGAAGACAUGAGAAUUAAAAACAUGAUAGAGGAGAGAAGAGCUUCUCUAGCUGAGGAAGAAAGGAGAGCCACUAGGAGAGAGGAGGAGAGAAGAGCAAGGGAGCGCGAGGCCGUUGCCAUCAUGAUCAAAGAGAGGCGAGAAAAACAAAAACAAGCAGAGAUAAAAGCAGAGGACGAAAGAAAAACAAAACAGAGAGAGGAGGAGAACGUUCUGAAGGAAGACGAGAAACAAACAAAACAAAAAGUAGAACCCAAAAUGACAGAAAGUGACAAGAGAAGAAUGAAAGUCGAGGAAGAAAUAAUGGCAAAACUGAAAGAAAAGGAAAACGAGAAGAGGAUAAAACAACAAAAAGAAGAAAGAAAUGCUCRAGUGGACCAGCAAAGGAAAACGUCAGAGGAGAAAAGGGAAGUGGUCCAAGGGGAGCAACAAAGGAGGCCUGGACAAGAGGAGCACUUGAGAAAAUUUGCACCUGAGGAGCAUCAGAAAAGAGGAGCCGAGGAGAACAAAAUGAGAGAUGCAAUAAAACAGCAACAGAGACAAAAGGCACUUGAGGAGCAACAAAGGAAAGCUGCUCAAGAGGAAAUGCAAAGAAAAGCUUUACAAGAACAACAGAAAAAAUUGGUGGAGGAACAGAAAAGGAGUGCUGCACAAGAGGAGCAACAAAGAAAAACUGUACUUGAGGAAAAACAGAAAAGAGCUGCAUUUGAGGAGCAACAGAGGAGAGCAGCUCAAGAGGAGAGGCAACGGAAAGCUUUACAAGAGGAACAGCAGAGAAGAGCUGCAGAAGAGGAGAAACUAAGAAGAGAUGCAGAAGUGGAGCAACAGAGAAGAGCUGCUCAAGAGGAGCAACAGAGAAGAACUGCUCAAGAGGAGCAACGGGAGCAACAAAGAAAAGCUGCACAAAAACAGCAAAAGAGAAAAUUUGCAGAGGAGCAGCAAAGGAGGGAUGCUCAAGAGGAGCAACAAAGAAGAGUUGCACAAGAGGAGCAACAAAGAAGAGUUGCACAAGAGGAGCAACAAAGAAGAGUUGCACAAGAGGAGCAACCAGCAAUCACUGACAAAUGA
Austrofundulus limnaeus is the source of this 8952-nucleotide messenger RNA. RefSeq names its product chromosome unknown C10orf71 homolog (gene cunh10orf71). The record is from RefSeq and is a predicted model, not a curated record. Lineage: Eukaryota; Metazoa; Chordata; Actinopteri; Cyprinodontiformes; Rivulidae. Gene Ontology annotation, biological process: positive regulation of calcineurin-NFAT signaling cascade. Gene Ontology annotation, cellular component: Z disc. The transcript is spliced from 3 exons. Bases 433 to 8952 code for a protein of 2839 amino acids.